Syngnathoides biaculeatus (alligator pipefish) is the source of this 1045-nucleotide messenger RNA. RefSeq lists its product as uncharacterized. The record is from RefSeq and is a predicted model, not a curated record. NCBI's taxonomy places the organism in Eukaryota, Metazoa, Chordata, Actinopteri, Syngnathiformes, Syngnathidae. The transcript has 2 exons. The coding region runs from base 372 to 758 and encodes 128 amino acids.
CCACAGGCACGGGGAGAACAUGCAAACUCCACACAGGCGGGUCCGGGAUUGCACCCGGGACCUCAGAACUGUACCGUGCCUCCUGUAUAUUUCUAUUAAUUUCCAAAUAUUUCCGUGUGUAUGCGCGCAAUUAGCCUGUAAACAUACACCGGCCACUUGAUUGGGUACACAUGCACCCAUGACAAUGAUGACUAAUAAGAGGUAUACCAAGUCAUCCUUUACAAAGGUGAUCAUUCUCAUUAAUAAUUCUCUAGGUUAUAGUUUGCCACAAAAAAAAAAAAAAAAAAAUUCAAAAAAACCAGAAACUUCAUCGUCAUGUGCUGGAUGUCAAUUGUGCACUUGUACCUAAUAAAGUGGCCGUUGAGCGUGCAAUGCUUCCUCUCAAAUCAGGCGUUGUCCCCUGUUCUGUCUGCAAAGGCGGCGCCCUCAGGUGCCACACCUGCGCCGCAUCCAGCGAGGACGACUGCAACAAGCAGGGCUCCGCCUCCUGCCCGCAGUACGCCGACGCCUGCGCCACCAUCACCGGACCCCAUACGGUGCUGAAGUCGUGCACCUACAAGGCUUUCUGCGACAAAGCUCACGGCAGCAACUCGGCGGCCAAGAUGGAGUGUUGCUACGGCGACAACUGUAACGGUCCGCACAGGAGCCACAGCCAAGGGGACCCGCACCGCAACGGCUCGCCGGCGCUGUCCCGCGGCCGCCACGUCCUGCUGCUCGGCGCCGUCGUCCUGCGUCUCGCCGCCUGUGGCCACAUGUAAACGCCGCCGCAUCUUUAUUGUAUUCGCCUAAACUUCUUUUCACACAGCCACCCUGCAACCGUUUCUGCUGUGCCCCACUGAGAUUUGUAUGAUUAUUAUUAUUAAUGUUAGAUUGAGUUGUUGCAUCUAUGUGUUUAGGUUUUUUUUUGAGGAGUGUAUGGUCUAUGAAACGUUAUUUUUAACGACAGCCUUCCAAAUCCAGUUCUAGUGUGACCCCUUCACAUCCAUCUUUGUUGCUUUCUUUCUUUCCGCAUUUUAUUUUUAAACACGCUAACCUGGAUUCUUAU